Paramecium octaurelia is the source of this 537-nucleotide messenger RNA. Lineage: Eukaryota; Ciliophora; Oligohymenophorea; Peniculida; Parameciidae. The record is from the annotation of a GenBank genome assembly.
AUGACAGAUUUUGAUGUUAUUUUAGUACCAACAGCAGAAGCUUUCCAUUUAUUAAACUUUCCAAUCACUCAAAUGAAAGAGUUUGAAUCUGUCUACUAGAUUGAUAAAAUUAAUUACAAACCAAUAUCAACACAUAUUGAAUUAAUCUAUGCAAAUACGACAUAGGGAGAUCAGAGAUUGGAAGAAAAAGUUAAAUUUAAUUCAUAAAUUAUUAAUAAUCGCACUUAUUAUGCAUUGACCAAAUUGGAUGAACACAAUAAGAAAAUAUACCUUUAUGUCAUAACUAAUUUUUAAAAUAUGCGUGUUUAAACAAGUAAAGAUAUGGAGGUUCAAUCACAACCGUAAUAACAAUAAUAAUAACAAUAACAAUAAUAACAAUUAUAAAAGAAAUAUUUUAAACAUUAUUAAGAAAUCAAAGCCAAGGAGACAACAGUUGAAUUAAAGCUAUAAAAUAUGAAUUUAGAGACUCCAAAGAAUAUACAAUCCUCUAAAUAGAUGUCCUCAGAUGAAUACAUGAAAUAUAUUUUCGAUAGUUGA